Molecule: messenger RNA, 3041 nt
Organism: Pleuronectes platessa (European plaice)
Lineage: Eukaryota; Metazoa; Chordata; Actinopteri; Pleuronectiformes; Pleuronectidae
Product: GDNF family receptor alpha-2
Exons: 8
Coding region: 527-1945 (472 amino acids)
Biological process (GO): nervous system development
Cellular component (GO): signaling receptor complex; external side of plasma membrane
Molecular function (GO): signaling receptor activity
Source: RefSeq, a predicted model, not a curated record
CAGAGCGAAGAGUCCGUGGGUUUUUCGCACUUCCAGAUGAGUUCCUCCAGAUUCCUGCGUCGCUGAGACACCGUUUCGCGCCAGUUCGAGGGAUGUUUUACGCACAGAUCGUCUCCACAGGGCAGCCGGAGCGCGCAGAUGAUGCGGAGAGAUCAAGUCUCAGUAGUUUGGCGUAAUGACCGGAGCGCAGACGGACCCCGAGAAGCUGCUCUCAUGGAUUGAUUGGCUGUAGAUUGAUAGAUCCCCCCCCACCCCCCGCGUCAAAACCAGCAGGAUUUUGUGUGCGUCGUGUUACUAAAAAAAGAAAAAGAAAAAAAAUAAUUGUGGAUUAUUAUUAUUAUUGGAGGAGGCGAGGAUUUUUUUUUCUGGAGGUCUUUAAUUUGAAGUUGCACGAGGAUACUGUUUCUCCCCCCCUCCCAUUUAAUCCUACAUUCGGGUGAAGGAGCUGAAGAGUGGAAUUAACCUUCUCACAAGGUGGAAAUAUUUGUCUGCCAUAUUUGGAGCCCAACUCCUCUUUGCUGCCGAUAUGAAGUCUGUCCCUGUGUGGAUGUGCGUCUACAUCUCCCUGCUGCUCUUAGACGAGGCGGCGAGUUCGUGGGAAGGCCCCUCAGCUCUGUCCGUGUCCCUGGGCACCAGUGCUCCAGGGUCUGCAGGCCCCGGCUCUGGGCCCGGCGCUCAGCCAGAAUGGGUGGACUGCAUCCAGGCCAGUGACAUGUGCAACCAGAACCCAUACUGCAGCUCCCGCUAUCGGGUGAUGCGCCAGUGCCUCGUGGGCAAGGAGAAGGAAGCCAUGCUGGACAACAACAGGGAGUGCCAGGCCGCCUUGGAAGUGCUGCUGGUCAGUCCUCUGUACGACUGCCGCUGCAAAAGGGGCAUGAAGAAGGAGCUGCAGUGUCUGCAGAACUACUGGACCAUCCACAUGGGACUCACCGAAGGUGGAGACACGGAAGACUCAUCUCCGUAUGAACCUGUGGCAGCAAACCGACACCCCGACGCGUUCCGCUUGGCCUCCAUCUCAUCAGGCAUGCUCACAGUGGCACCGAAAGGUUUCCACUGUCCCGACGCCGAGAGAAACUGCAACCACUGUCUGGAUGCGGCCAAGGCCUGCAACCUCAACAACAGCUGCAAGAAGCAACGCUCCUCCUACAUCGCGACCUGCAGCAAGGAGGACCCCAACAAGGGCGAAACCUGCAGCAAGAAGCGCUGCCACAAAGCGCUGAGGAUGUUCCUGGACCGCGUGCCAGCCGAGUUCAGCCACCGUCUGCUCUUCUGCCCCUGCCAGACCGUGGGCUGCGCUGAGCGACGCAGGCAGACCAUCGUGCCCGAUUGCUCCUACAAAGACAAGGAGAAGCCCAACUGCCUGGAGCUACGCAGGGUCUGCCGCCAGGACUCCCUCUGCAGGUCUCGGCUGGCUGAUUAUCUGGUGAACUGCUGGACGACGGCGCACACAGGGACCACCUGUCCCAACCAAGACAACCAUCAGGCCUGCUUGGCCUCCUACGCGAGGCUCAUCGGGACCGAAAUGACUCCCAACUAUGUCGACAGCAGCUUCUCCAACUGGACCAUAUCCCCGUGGUGCACCUGUAAGGGCAGCGGAAACCAUGAGGAGGACUGUAUGGACUUCCUGCGCUACUUCACGGAAAACACAUGCCUAAGAAGUGCCAUCCAGGCCUAUGGUUACGGGAUAGAUAACAUGCAGAACAAAAGCGCGCCGGUCCCAGGCCCCUCGGCGGUGACGAAGACGGGAUGGGACUGGUCAACGGGCACCUCAGAACCUCCAUUCGUCGCCAUCUCAAAGUAUCCUGGACGGUGGCCUGAGCAAGACCCGAGCCUGAGCAAGACCCAGGGCCUGCUAGAGGAUCACGCCACCUCCAUCUGUGCCAACGUCUGGGCUUUGCUCCCCGGCCUAGCGUUGGCUCUGGUCCUGGCCCAGCAUGCCUUAUAGAAGUGCAAGGAGGAGAGAAAAAAAAAAGAGGUCAUCCACCCACAAGCUGAUCCCAAGAGCAGGAGGUGUUAUUUCUGAGACUGAUAUUAAGAAGACUGAAUCACGGGGGAAGUUGACGUACAUGGCAUUUAUGAAAGAGAGAAAAACAAAAAGGAGGAAAGAGGUGAAUGUUGAAGUUUUACGACUGUGAAUUUGUUGUUGAUUUGGUGUGUUGUUAGGGCGAACCACAAUUUUGAUAGAGUACAUGGCUUUGAAAAAGGCCCCUUGGUAGCAGAGGCCACGGAGGCCACUCUCUGAGAACGACCCUCGCUCUGACCGAGGCACCAAAACCUGGAGGACUGGAAGCUGAUCACGUCAAAGACUUCUGUACUUUUCUCACCUAAGGACGGAGCGGGGGAAGGAACAACAUAAUUAAAAGAAGACGACACUGACAGAAAAGAAAUUGUUACGAAAAAGGAAUGAGCAUGGAGUAAAUGGGGUAGAGUGAGAGCGAAAAAGAGAGAGAGAGAGAGACAUAUUCCUGCUAUCAGUCACACUUUCUUUUGUCCUGAAUUGGUUCUCGACUUAAUCUUCUCCUGGAUGAACAGACCAGAAAUUUCGGGGCAGGGAUGGGGGAUGAUUACAUUCUGUCUGUUCAACACCAGUUUAAACUCUAAAUUGUAAAGCCUACUCAGUGUUUCUAAGUGUUGGUAUAGUAUCUGUGACCAUAAUCAAUCUACCAUACAGCUCUUUCAUUUGGGAGACGCUUUUUCAGGCGAAAAAGGAACUGAAGAUGCCGACGUUAACAGUUAAUGGUUCUUUGGUCAUUUGAGAUUGUUGUUGUUGAUGACUGUGGGUGUUCGUCAUACGUACACCUGCACAUGUGUAUAUUUCUGUCUUUAUGUAUAUAAAAGGAUCUCCUUUCAUUCAGCCUAAUGAUAUCAACAGUACCUUGAGUGGACAUUACUGUAUGCUAAGAUGGCUCUGUAUUGAGUAUUAAUUCUAACUGAAGACCUUCAUUAUCUGCGUUUAUAUUUGUCUAUAGAGCUUCGAUCACAAAGAAUGUACGUAUACAGGGACGAGAUUAAAUGAGCUCAAACUGCUUGGAAAGCCAUAA